CCUUUUUUGAGGUUCCCUUCCCACAAUCAAAUUGGGAAAGAAAUUCAAAAUGGAUAAAGAUGUAGAAACUCAGCAGAUGUUCCAGAAACCACGUUGCAAAACGUAGAGGACACCGAUGCAUCUCCAACAUUGCCACGUAUCCUUACGCUAUUCCCAUUUAAACCUCGUACCUGCUUAUUCCACUGUAGAACAACUUCGUAUCAAUCCGAAAGUUAAACUGAAGCGAAACAUUAACACAAACACCAUGCAGGCAAUGAAGGAGAAAUCGGAGAUCGACCCACAAGAGAGCAGCCAUGUUGAACCAAGGCCUCAAAGGAUUGGUGAAAAGAAAGUGAAGGAUCUGAUCGUCGACAAGAGAAGACUAGUGGAAGUUCCGUACACGGCGUCUUUGGCGGAUACGAUGAAUGCUCUGAUGGCAAACAGGGUGGUGGCGGUUCCGGUGGCUGCGCCGCCGGGACAUUGGAUUGGAGCGGGAGGGUCAAUGAUUUUGGAGUCCGAUAAGCAAACUGGUGCUGUGAGGAAGCAUUAUAUUGGGAUGGUUACCAUGCUGGAUAUACUUGCGCAUAUUUCUGGGAAUGAUGUUUUUGAAGCUGGGAAGAAUGUAGUGGAUGAUUUAGACAAGAAGAUGUCUGUCCCUGUUUCUUCCAUCAUUGGCCAUUGCCUUGAAAGUCUCAGCCUUUGGACACUUAAUCCCAACACCAGCAUACUUGAUUGUAUGGAAGUGUUCAGCAAGGGAAUACACCGGGCCCUGGUGCCUGUGGACAGCCACCUUGAGAAUGUGGCGGGAGUUGAACUCGUGGAAUCCGCAUCCAGCUACAGAAUGCUGACACAAAUGGAUCUUCUCAAGUUCCUGAAAGCACAUCAUGAAGGCCAGCUAAGAGGUCUUCUAACCCGGAGCCUCCGACAAGCAGGAGCACUCACGGAUGUCAUCUUUGGUGUAACGGACAAGGCUCGAGUCAUUGACGUAAUUAAGUGCAUGAGGACUGCUUCCUUAACUGCUGUCCCAAUCGUCCAAUCUUCUAGCUCAAUCCAGGAGGACCAUGCUCAACUAGUCAAUGGGAAACAGAGGAAGCUGGUGGGGACGUUUUCGGCCACGGAUUUGAGGGGUUGUCCAGUUUCUCAACUGCAAGGAUGCCUCAAACUGGGAGUGGUGGAAUUCCUGGAGAAGCUUGCGGAGACGCCGUUGCAUCAGGCUGCUUGUUUGAGAAGCUCGGUGAGGGACCCGGUGGCUUGCCGGGAGGAAUCGCUUCUGGGCGAAGCUGUUGACAAAGCGAUAACUUACGGAGUGCAUCGAGUUUGGGUGGUAGAUGGGCAAGGUUUGCUUGAUGGCCUUAUAUCACUCACUGAUAUGAUUAGAGUCAUGAGGGCUUGGCUUCUUAAUGAGCAGCUCUAGAUAGAUAGUUACUUUUUGGGUGGACUUCAGAGUUUUACUU
Messenger RNA from Oldenlandia corymbosa var. corymbosa, 1433 nucleotides. The record is from the annotation of a GenBank genome assembly. NCBI's taxonomy places the organism in Eukaryota, Viridiplantae, Streptophyta, Magnoliopsida, Gentianales, Rubiaceae.